AGAUAUAUACAUACAGUAUUAGAUUAGCGGAACUGUGUCCUCAAAAGAGCUUUGGCUUCUUCUCUGGCUAGCUCCCUUUCUCUCUCUAGACUUCUGUUCAACAUUUUGUUUGUGCGUGUCUCUCUGUGUGUGAGGGAGAACUUAGAGAGAGAAUUUAGAGAGAGAGAGGAUCUUAUGGAGUACGAAAGGAUACACAAAGUUCAGACUGGUAUGAUAUCUCCGAGUAAGUUGAGGAUGAAGCUUAUAGGUCACAAUCAGAAGAAAAAAGAUGGAUCAAACUGUAAUUCUUCUAGAACAUCUCCUUCUAGGAUGGACGAUUCAGAUUUUGUCAACAACAGCUUGUUGUCUUCCCCAAAUGGAGAUUUCUGCGAUGAAGCAGCUUCGAAUACAGAAGCUCCACCGGUUAAAUCCGACAGUGCUACAUCAGAGUUAAGCCAAGUUGAUUCAAAUUCAUUACAGUCGAAGGAAAGCUUAGCAAAGGAUAACGGUGAAAAUGGCCGUUUUAGAAUGCAGCUAGUUUCGAAGGGCGAAAGCGGCAAUUCCAGUUCGGUGCACCCUGUUAGAUCAUCCGAAGACGAAAACCUCGAUUACGACAGCACGUCGAGCUUCGAGUUCCAUAAAGGGGAGAGAUCACUUCACCAUUCUCUUACUAGAUCCUUCUCGAGACCAAUGUCAUCCAAGUGGAACGAUGCAGAGAAGUGGAUCAUGAAUAAGCAAAAUAAUGCUCCUCAAUCCAAUGUUUCGAAAAAGACCAAUCUAGCUAACCAAGCCAGUCGCCCGCCAGCCGUCACGAAUGCGGUGAGAGUUGCCCCAGAAUCUACUACAACUUUGGUGAAAAGGGUCGAUUUUUGUCAGCCUAAUUCGCAGACAGGAUUAUCCAAGUUUGCUUUAAUUGAUUUAUGCCCCGAAAGUAAGGAUUUGGCUGAGGUUGACGACGAAGACUUGUCUUGCACAAAGAGCGUGACCGAAGAAACAACAGCAGGAGUUGCUGCAAUAAGAUCAGUUUCAAUGAGGGACAUGGGAACAGAAAUGACUCCAAUUCCAAGCCAAGAGCCUUCUAGAAGUGUGACACCUGUAAGUGCAACAACCCCAAUUAGAAGCCCAACUUCUUCGAUACCUUCGACCCCUCGAAGGGGGGAGCCGGCCCCCACACCGACAGAAUAUUCCAACGCCGCGCCAGCUCAGCAACACACAACAGGCGAAGCUGGGAAAAGGGAUCUGUCGGAGCAAGAAAUGAAGCUUAAAACAAGAAGGGAGAUUGUGGCACUCGGUGUGCAGCUUGGUAAGAUGAGUAUUGCAGCUUGGGCGAGUAAAGACGAAAAGGAAAAGGGUAUUUCUGGAAGUGAAGCCGUUGAUAGAGACGAACUCGAGCAGAUUGAGUAUGAUAAACGCGCGGCUGCGUGGGAAGAAGCUGAGAAAUCGAAACAUGCUGCCAGGUUUAAACGAGAAGAAAUAAGAAUUCAAGCUUGGGAGAGUCAGCAGAAAGCAAGGCUUGAAGCUGAAAUGAGGAAAAUAGAGGCACAAAUAGAGCAAAUGAGAGCGCAUGCGCAAGCGAAGAUGGUGAAGAAGAUAGCAAUGGCAAGACAAAAAUCAGAGGAAAAAAGAGCAGAGGCUGAAGCUAGUAAAAACAGGCAGGCUGAGAAAACAGCAGCACAAGCCGAGUACAUUCGACAAACGGGCCGAAUUCCUUCCUCUCCAUUUAUCUGCUGUGGUUGGUCAUAACUUAAUAUCGAAACCUCAAUUAAAAGCCAGUUAUGAUUCUCAGCAGGAUAUGCAAAUUAUUAAGGUGGUACGCUACCAUUUGGAAUAUAGAUUUAGCUUAAUCCGUGUUAAAUUGUUGCUGUUAGAGUAUCGAUUUAUAUGUCUUUGUAACUAUCGACAAUCAAAUGUUUUGCCGGGACUAGAAUUAGUGAAGUUAUACACAUGCCUUCAUUUACACCUUGUAAAGUUAGGUGUUGUGCCUGCUAAAAAAAUGUGUUCAAUGAUGAUAUCAAACUUUCUUGUU
This is a messenger RNA of Erythranthe guttata (spotted monkey flower), 2005 nucleotides long. Its product is annotated as Remorin family protein. NCBI's taxonomy places the organism in Eukaryota, Viridiplantae, Streptophyta, Magnoliopsida, Lamiales, Phrymaceae. The record is from RefSeq and is a predicted model, not a curated record.